AUGGUUUAUGCUGUAAGCUACUAUCCUAUUUCACGUCACGAAGAGUUCAAAAAACUGGGAUUCGAUGAUUCCAAGAAACUGACGGAAGCGCGACGAUUGGAGCUGGCGAAAAUUAUUGAGGAGAAUCUCGACUGGAUCGGCUGGGCAGUAUAUGUUAUUUCUCCUCAAGACAUUUCCAAGAACAUGCUGUGUCGACCGCCAUUUAACCUAAAUGAAAUGGCUCAUGACGCGACGUACAAACUGAUUCGGUCCGUGCUCGACCAAAAGAUCAACGUAUCCGAGAUUUACGUGGAUCCUGUAGGCCCUACUCAAUCGUACAAGGAGAAAUUAUGCCGUUUCUUUCCUGGCAUCGACAUCACCGUCGAGCCACGUGCGGAUUCUCUGUACCCUGUCGUGAGUGCGGCCAGUAUUUGUGCCAAGGUCACUCGCGAUCAGAUCCUGCAAAACUGGAUCUGGACAGAACAAGGCCUGGAUGAAAAAAUUUCCAAACAAUUCGGAUCAGGUUAUCCAUCAGAUCCCAACACUGUACGGUGGCUUACUGAACAUGAGGAUUCUUUCUUUGGAUUUCCUAGUUUGAUCCGAUUCAGUUGGAAAACUAUUUCAAAUCGCAUGAAUGCUACCCAUACCGUAGAAUGGUAA
Molecule: messenger RNA, 639 nt
Organism: Radiomyces spectabilis
Lineage: Eukaryota; Fungi; Mucoromycota; Mucoromycetes; Mucorales; Radiomycetaceae
Product: ribonuclease HII
Exons: 5
Coding region: 1-639 (212 amino acids)
Biological process (GO): mismatch repair; DNA replication, removal of RNA primer
Cellular component (GO): ribonuclease H2 complex
Molecular function (GO): RNA-DNA hybrid ribonuclease activity; RNA binding
Source: RefSeq, a predicted model, not a curated record